GCAUUAAAGACUGUGGAAUUAAAGUUACUGCAGGACUUAUGAGCUAUUAACUGCAGAAUCUUUGUUAAGAAGAACUGGCAUGAAAAUGCUGAUUUUCAUCCAGGCAACCAGCGCUAUAGCGGUAGUCCUAGGCGGGGUGGUCUUCUCCAAAGUACCCAUUGCCCCAGCAAGAGCAACGAGGCCACCGACAGUGAUCAUUGGUCUCAUAGCGCGGAAGCGGAAUACCUGCAUCAAUGAGGCUCCUGGCUUUGGAGUACUUCUGCUAAAGAAGCGCGGCAAAAAGCUUAAGGUAGCCUAGAAUCUUGCGAUAACUUCUGGAAUGAGUGCGCAC
Suillus clintonianus is the source of this 331-nucleotide messenger RNA. RefSeq lists its product as uncharacterized. NCBI's taxonomy places the organism in Eukaryota, Fungi, Basidiomycota, Agaricomycetes, Boletales, Suillaceae. The transcript has a single exon. The record is from RefSeq and is a predicted model, not a curated record. Bases 80 to 298 code for a protein of 72 amino acids.